Messenger RNA from Megalops cyprinoides (Indo-Pacific tarpon), 1936 nucleotides. It is a transcript of the gene btr12, whose product is annotated as bloodthirsty-related gene family, member 12. Gene Ontology annotation, molecular function: zinc ion binding; protein binding. The record is from RefSeq and is a predicted model, not a curated record. NCBI's taxonomy places the organism in Eukaryota, Metazoa, Chordata, Actinopteri, Elopiformes, Megalopidae. The coding region runs from base 188 to 1837 and encodes 549 amino acids. The transcript has 7 exons.
AGAGAGGGAGCACAAAAGAGGGAGGGAGGGAGGAGGGUGUGGGACUAUAGAGGUGAGGAGAAUCGCACACACAGGACGGGGCUGGGGAAUUAUUCCUUACUCCUGCAGGAAACAGAGUGAGGGGGACUGAGAGGACUGCGUGUUUCUGGAACUUUCCGCUGCUGAGGAGUGAAGGCUGAGGCUGGACAUGCAGAGUGUGGGGUCUCCCGGGGGCCGCACCAUCUCGGAGGAGCAGUUCCUGUGCUCCAUCUGCCUGGAGGUGUUUGUGGAGCCGGUGUCCACGCCCUGCGGGCACAGCUUCUGCAAGGCCUGUCUGCAGGGCUACUGGAGCCACAGCAAGCAGUGUCUGUGUCCCAUGUGCAAGAAGAGCUUCCCCAAACGGCCCGAGCUCAGCGUCAACCGCGUGCUGGCGGAGAUCUCCGCCCACUUCCAGGGCCUGGGUGUGGCCGAGGCGGGGCCCGCUGAGCAGGAGGGUGGAGACUUUGCCCGUCCGGGUGAGGUGCCCUGCGACUCCUGCAUCGGGAAGAAGCUGAAGGCGGCGCGGUCGUGCCUGACCUGCGCAGGGUCCUUCUGUGAGGCGCACCUGCAGCUCCAUCGCAAGGUGAGGGCACCCGCCGCUCACCACCUCGUCCCGCCCAUCCCCCGACUCAGCGACAAGAUCUGCAAGAAGCACCAGCGCCUUCUGGAGGCCUACUGCCGCAGCGACCACACCUGCGUCUGCCCCACCUGCGCAGACGCCACGCACAAGACUCACGACAUCGUCUCCGCAGACAGGGAGUGGAAGAAGAAAAUGAGCCAGCUGGGAAAGAGGAGGUCAGAGGUCAAACACCUGAUCAAAGAGAGAGCCAAGAAGCUGGAGGAAAUCAAACAGUCCAUCAAAGUCAUCAAAAGCUCGGCGCAGCGGGAGCUAGAGGAGAGCUGGCGGGUGUAUGCUGAGCUGCAGCGCUGGGUGGAGCAGAGCCAGGCGGAGCUGGUGGAGAGGAUCGCCACGCGGCAGAGAGAGGCAGAGAGACAGGCGCAGGAGCUGGCCCGCGGGCUGGAAGAGGAGCUCGCUCUGCUCCGCAGGAGGAGCAGUGAGCUGGAGGAGCUGGCCCACACCGACGACAAAGUGCUCUUCCUGCAGGGUCAUGCAGCCCUGCCACCCCCCCUCGAGCCCAUGGACUGGUCGGGCGUGUCCGUCAACACUGACCUUUACGUGGGGACAGUGAGGUCAUCAGUCAGUGCCCUGCUGGAGAGGUUUCAGGAGGAGCUCAAGACACUCUUCAGCAGAGAGCUGAGGAAGCUGCAAAACUACGCAAGUGAGGUGUUCCUGGACCCGGCCACAGCGCAGCGGAACCUGGUGCUGUCGGAGGACGGGAAGCAGGUGUGGUACGAGGAGCACCGGCAGGCGGUGGCGGAGAGCGGGCGGCGCUUCCAGCCGGCGCUGUUUGUGCUGGCGCGCGAGGGCCUGAGCUCCGGCCGCCACUACUGGGAGGUGGACGUGGGCGGGAAGACGGCGUGGACGCUGGGUAUGGCGCGGCAGUCUGCCCGCAGGAAGGGCGAGAUCAAGCUCAGCCCCGGCAGCGGCUUCUGGUGCCUGUGGCUGAAGGGGGGGCAGAUCAAAGCCCUCUCCUCCACACGCCUGCCCCUGCAGCUGGCCACGCCCCCGCACAAAGUGGGCAUCUACCUGGACUACGAGGCGGGGCAGGUGUCCUUCUACGAUGUGAAGGCACGCUCGCACCUCUACACCUUCAUGGAUGCCUUCAGCGAAAGUCUCUUCCCCAUCUUCAGCCCCUGUCUCAACCAGGACGGCAAGAACUCCGGCCCCCUUGUCAUCUCACCUGUCAAACACAGCUGAGCCGCAGAGACCUGCUCCCAAACUCCCAAACCCCACCCCCUAACCUACAGACACCUGCUCCCAAACUCCCAAACCCCACCUCCUAACCGACAGACACCU